AGGAUGUCAGGAUGUCGUGGCUUCUCGGUUUAAGUCUGCUGUGGCUUGGGCUCCUGUUGGUUCCCUUCUCCCAUGAGCUGAACCAGAAGAUCAGCAGAGCCAGGAAGCUGUGCGGCAGCCACCUGUUGAAAGAAAUAGUAAAACUCUGUGGCAAUACUGACUGGAGCCAGUUCCAAUUUGAAAAAGAAAACCCUUUGGCACAAUUGGUUCCCCAGGCCACUCCGAAAGUUGAAGCCCUUGGCCUCCAGCACUUCAAGACCCUAAAUGCCUUUCCCGGUGUUGGGAAGAGUCACAAACUCAGAUAUCAUCACAAAUGCCCCAUGCAGUGCCCCUAUAUUUAUAUAUUAAUUAGACAAAAUUUGAGUACCUGUUACGUGCUAGGCAUUCUUCUUGGUGACUGGGUUACAAGAGUUAACAACGAAGACACCUGCCCUGAUGAAGUUUACAGAAUAGUGAAGACAGAAAAUAUAACCUCUACUUCUGCCUCUCAGGAAGAAGCAAUACACAGUUGAAAGAUUCAGUCAUUGCCUGAGUAUCAGUAUAAAAAGACCAACUUGCUCCUUGAUAAGACAAGAAAAUUUUCUUCAUCACAUGAUGUCGAUCCAUACAUUCAUGAAAGUGUUAAAUUUCAGAAGAAAAGUAGAAACAAAACCUUAAGCAGUAUAUUUUGGGGGAAUCAUCCUCAAAGGAAACGCAGAGAAUACUCAGAUAAAUGUUGUCUUAGGGGAUGUACAAAAGAAGAACUUGCCAUCGCAUGUUUUCCAUAUAUUGAUUUUUAAAACAAUGACAAAAAGGUCUAUCACUUGUGCCUCAGAUAUAUUAAUCAUCAUAAGAACUAUACAAACUUAAUAAAAGCUCACUAUAUCUA
This is a messenger RNA of Heterocephalus glaber (naked mole-rat), 868 nucleotides long. It is a transcript of the gene Insl6, whose product is annotated as insulin like 6. Gene Ontology annotation, molecular function: hormone activity. The record is from RefSeq and is a predicted model, not a curated record. Lineage: Eukaryota; Metazoa; Chordata; Mammalia; Rodentia; Bathyergidae. Gene Ontology annotation, cellular component: extracellular region.